GCUCGCAGUACCCGGCUGGGGCGUUGGAAAAGCCUUGGGGCCAUUGCUGGUUAGGGCUGCUGGAGCGUCUUCCAGAAGUGAGGUCAUCAGUGAGGGUCGUCGGCGUGGUGGAGAAGACUAUAACUGACAAUCAUGAGUGACUGGGUAAAGAAAAGCCCAUUAGAAUGGCAAGACUAUGUAUAUAAAGAAGUUAGAGUGACAGCCAGUGAGAAGAAUGAAUAUAAAGGAUGGGUUUUAACAACAGACCCAGUCUCUGCUAGUAUUGUCCUGGUGAAUUUUCUGGAAGAUGGCACUGUGACUGUGACUGGAGUCAUGGGACAUGCUGUGCAGACUAUUGAAAUUUUGAACGAAGACAACCAGGAAGUGAGAGAGAAACUAAUGCAUAUGUUCAUGCUAGAAGAGAGUAAGGCCUACAACCCUGAGGACUUGGAAAAAAGGAAGCUCAGCCUGAAGACCUGGUUGGAGAAGAAUCACAUCCCCAUCACUGAACAGGGAGAGUCACAAAGCACCCUCUGUGUUGCUGGGGUCCUGACCAUAGAGCCACCCUAUGGACCUGAAGACUGUAGCAGUUCAAAUGAAAUUAUUUUGUCCAGAGUUCAGGAUCUUAUCCAGGGACAUCUUAAGGCUUCCCAGUGAGAUACCUAAACCUGUUACUCAGCUUGUGGAAAGACUUUCUUUUUUCUUUUUCUUGGUAAAGCUUGUUGAAUGGUA
Molecule: messenger RNA, 711 nt
Organism: Gracilinanus agilis (Agile Gracile Mouse Opossum)
Lineage: Eukaryota; Metazoa; Chordata; Mammalia; Didelphimorphia; Didelphidae
Gene: GEMIN6
Product: gem nuclear organelle associated protein 6
Exons: 3
Coding region: 133-636 (167 amino acids)
Biological process (GO): spliceosomal snRNP assembly; spliceosomal complex assembly
Cellular component (GO): SMN complex; nucleus
Source: RefSeq, a predicted model, not a curated record